This is a messenger RNA of Dovyalis caffra, 555 nucleotides long. Lineage: Eukaryota; Viridiplantae; Streptophyta; Magnoliopsida; Malpighiales; Salicaceae. The record is from the annotation of a GenBank genome assembly.
AUGAGAAACUACAAAGAGAUCAGAGGACUUACAAAAUCGGUUCCUGAGGGUCCAGGAGAGGAAGCACCCAAGCUUGGAGCAGGAGCGCCAGUUGGUGGAGCUGGAGGACUCAGUCCCAAAGGAGAUGGAGCUGGAGCCUUCAACUUAAGCUUGCUGGGAGCUGGAGCUGGAACAAGUGCUGGUGGAGCAGCCAAGGGAGCUGGUGGAGGAACAGCUGGAGGAGGGGUUGCUGGUGGUGGAGUAGCCGGGGGAGGAGAAGCAGGUGGUGGGGUUGCUGGUGGCGGUGUUGCUGGAGGUGGGGUGGCGGGAGGAGGUGUAGCUGGAGGUGGGGUUGCAGGAGGAGGGGAAGCUGGUGGUGGGGUGGCCGGUGGUGGGGCUGAAACUGGGGGAGGGGUAGCUGGAGGUGGAGAUUGGGUAACUGGAGGUGGAGAUUGGGUGGCUGGAGGUGGGGCUGAGACUGGUGGAGGCGUGGUGGUUGCUGGUGGUGGAGAAGAAGUUGGUGUCGUUGGUGUAGGUGGAGCUGGUGUUGCUGUUGGAGAUGUUGCUGGUGCUUGA